Molecule: messenger RNA, 1665 nt
Organism: Poeciliopsis prolifica (blackstripe livebearer)
Lineage: Eukaryota; Metazoa; Chordata; Actinopteri; Cyprinodontiformes; Poeciliidae
Exons: 11
Coding region: 94-1458 (454 amino acids)
Source: RefSeq, a predicted model, not a curated record
AGUGGUGAAGGAGCAGCCCUUGUCUGUAGGAGUAUAACUUCAUUUGUCUCUAGUAACUUUCAGUCUUUCUCUGGAAAUCUUCACUCUGUCACCAUGUCUGUGUUGCUGCUGCUGCUCAUCACCGGUGCUCAAGCUGCUUAUCACGGUGCCGUCAUUACCAACUAUUUUGGAGACGUUCGGCCCUUUGUACUAACAUAUCACAUUAAGGAGAGCGGCAGCUCAUGUGAAGAGGUCGACAUUUGGCAGUGUGGUGGAAACUGCACCACUCCACCAUUUUAUGCAAUUGAUGAAAGCAGGAAUGAAUGGUGUCAAAAAACACAAAUUCUUAUUUUCACUAAUUACGGCCCAAGAACAUUUACAUUCAUUUUUGGGGUUGGUUCUUCAAAUUGGAUAGAAAACAGAAAUGGGAUUGUAACACCGUUAAUAAGAAUAAGCAAUGACUUCAGAAACCGUUCUGACAUCAACAAACCAAACUCAACACCGCAGACCACCAUCCUCCCUCUAGUCAGAGUUCCUUCAAACUGUCAGAGAAACAUCAACCUGUUGGUCUUUGACCCAGAUGGAGACGACAUCAGAUGCAGAUAUGCAGCUGGUCCAGAGUGCAACAUCUGCACGCCUCCGUCUGUCCUCAAUGUCUCAUCUUCUUGUUCUCUGUCAUUCAGACCCACUAACAGCAGCAAUAAAGGUCCAUAUGCGGUUCAGAUGAUGGUGGAGGAUUUUCCCAGGCAAACCAUCACUCUGACUGAUGGCUUUACUGGUGCUCAGGAAGUGAAAACUCCCAGCAUCGCCAUCGGCAGCAUCCCACUCCAGUUUGUUUUCACAGUGGAUCCUGCAGCUCCGUCCUGCACAGCAGGUGAAUAUCUGCCCAGGUUUCUGCCUCCAACUCCACAACAUGGAGCUCAGAUCCUCACCAACGUUAACCAGACUCUGGAAAUCAGCGUCAGAGCAGAAGCAACCCAGGCUGACAUCUCUGAGCUCCUGGUCAGCGGACCGCCAGGUGUAACCAAGAGUUCAUCAGGAUCAGGAAACUUCACCCUGACAUGGAAACCAAUCGAUGGAGACGGAGGACUGAACUACGCUCUCUGCUUCGUUGUUCAAGCAAACUCCUCCGGCGCUGUGUACCAGUCUGACCUUCGAUGCGUCUUUGUGACGACUGGAAACACAACUGUUUCCCGCCCGACAACAAAUACAACUACGCUGACAACAACAACAACCAACCAACCCACCGCAACAACUGAACCUCCUCUGUCCUCAACCCCAAACGCAACACCAGAGCCAGGACCAUAUCAUGUUUUGGCUCUGGAUGUAAUGAUCUCAACAACACUGUCAAUGGAGACUGAUUCUGCAACCAUCAUGAACCUGAUCAAAGAGGAGCUGAAAAGACAAGGACUGCCUUCUGACAUAACCCUAAAGCUGCUGAGAAGCACUUUACUGGGAGUUACAACUCCCGCCCCCUAGUGGCUAAAAUGAGAAUAUUCUGAUCUAUGCAGGAAAAUGUGUUUUCCAUAACUUCUCAUCUGGUUCAUGGGGUAAAAUUUAUCUUAAAGAAUGUAAAUUAAAAUGUAAUAAUAUUGUGUUGAAUAUGAGUAAAUACUGUAAAGUCAUUAUGUUCUCAUUCAUCAUUUCUAAUUGUCAAUGAAAGCAAACACAAUAAAAUGAAAUGCC